Molecule: messenger RNA, 1505 nt
Organism: Paecilomyces variotii
Lineage: Eukaryota; Fungi; Ascomycota; Eurotiomycetes; Eurotiales; Thermoascaceae
Product: type 2A phosphatase activator tip41
Exons: 3
Coding region: 256-1104 (282 amino acids)
Biological process (GO): TOR signaling
Cellular component (GO): cytosol
Source: RefSeq, a predicted model, not a curated record
GGAAUAGUCGCCGCAUCGGAUCUUCUAUAAUGACUAGACCAUUUAAUGGGGAGUCUGUUCCUGUCAGACCUGGGUAUCUCUCACAGGCGCUUUAUCAUUCUCGCUGAAAUUAUUUCUUUAGCUGAACCAGAUACCGUCAGUUGAGAUCCAACACAACCGGCUCCUCUCUCCUACGGAGGUAUACGCGCAUACGUACCAUACAUCUUCCGUCGCUACAACAUCAUUCUUCAUAGCUAGCUGUAGUUAACUGCUAGUAUGUCAACAGGAGGAACUAGAACAGUGCGUCCUGGGGGGAGUAACCCCACGGGUGCUCCAGCUCUCUCUGCUGGCACGCAAUCACCAAACACAUUCUCCAUUAAAGGAUUCAAGAUUACGACUCAGAAGUCACCCAUUUUGAAAGCUGGGCCGAUAGAGGAGAUGACCCAAAAGCUCGGGAUUACGGUACCUGAGAUGAUCUUUGGUGAUAACUUUGUUGCCAUUGAACAUGAACCUAGCGGCUGGGGGAUUGAGUUCAACGCAUUUGAUGCUUUAGACCGUGUCGAUAAGACAGGUCAAAAAAUGUUGAAAGUCGCAUAUUCACACGAGUGGCAAAAAAGCAGAGAGACUACCCAUGAGGGAAUAAAGGAAAUCGUGAAACCGUUUGACUGGUCCUACAGCACAGAUUACCAGGGUACCCUGCGUCCUACGGCUCCGCCGUUCACGAAGUCUCAAGACCCAAUUCCUAUCGAGCUACUGAAGCGCCCAGACCCUAUUCUGUUCUUCGACGACGUGGUCCUAUACGAAGAUGAACUUGCGGACAAUGGCAUUGCCAUGUUUUCCUGCAAGAUUCGGGUGAUGCCUGCAAGGCUUUUAUUGCUCGCAAGGUUCUUCAUGAGACUCGACAACGUGAUCUUCAGGAUACGAGAUACAAGAGUGUAUGUUGACUUCGACACAAAAGAGGUCACCAGGGAACACCAGUUUAGAGAAUGUGAAUAUGAGAAGGUUAGAAAGUCUCUAGCAAGUAUAAGGGAGGACGUCCCUGCUGUUAUGCGAGACCCGAACAGGCUUUCUCAGAUAAUCCCGCUCGUCGAUGCGAGCCUAGAAAAGGUCGCACUCGGGGCUUGAUGGGAUUAUGGCCAAACAGCCAUCUGAAACAACAUCGCAUUGGUGGUUUCCUCUGCCAAACAACAUCUCACAUCUAUUCUUGACUGAUUUGGCAGGAUUAGCUUGCGACGUAACAUGUAGUCGCAAUUAGCCAAGCUCAAGAAGGGAGAAGCCAGUCGACUUAUGGCAGCCGUCUCAGUUGAUACGGCGCUUUCAGAAGCUGACGAGGACGCAGAAUCCCAAGAUGCAGAUCCUCUAGCAUGAGACUGAGGCGAAGGCAACAUCACCUAACAGAUAGAGCGAGCGUCAGCGUUCCUAGUAUUAGUCGAUACUAAUGCCGCGGACAAUCGGGUCUCCGUCAUUCGCGGGCUGCGAAACGGUGUUAAAGUUCUUUCAAACAAUGCAAACACAAAUAUCAAGAA